GUGGCUUUAGGCAACAGUGCCGGGUGAUCCCGUGCUGGCGACGCUGAGUUCCCGGGGAAGUGGAAGCAGAAGGGCUCCCCAAGGCCCGAGGCUGGAAUCUCCUAGCUGUGGUGCCGGGUCCCCUCCCAGUCCCGGGCCGUGGUGACAGCUGUGGGGAGUCGGCUGCUGGAGACCUAGCGCUUUGUCUACAGCCGCGCUUUGGGGACGUGGGCGUGCCCGUAGUAUUCGCCACCGAGCCAGGAGGCUGUUCGACCGGGGAGGAGCCGACUCGCAAAGCCCUUGGGAAAGCUCUCAGCCAGCACCCUGGGUUCUCGGGUUGUUUGUUUGCUGAAGAACUGCUUCCUGGAGCCCGGGCUCUGUGGCCAACGCUGUGACAGCCAACCUUCUGGCGGUAAUAAAAGGUUUAAAUCACCGGAAAGUGCCCCAGGCGCAUGCACCAAUCUCCCAGCACUCGGGGUUCACCCUGGGAUUUUGGUGACCGGCAGAGCUGGGCCAACACUGAUGGAAGGAAGAGGGGAAAGGACCCAUUAGGACCCGUUUGCUGUUGCUUUCCAGACUGUGUGAACUGAAGGGCUGUACAAAAGAACAACCUUAACUUGUUUCUGGAAGCAUCUGGUUUCGGGACUGGAGCUCCAAGGUCAGGGGUGACGUAAAUGGCUCGACUCCCCGUGGGCAUCCGCUUCAUCAUCUCCUUCUCCAGGGAUCAGUGGUACCGGGCCUUCAUUUUCAUGCUGACAUUUCUACUAUAUGCAAGCUUCCACUUAUCCCGAAAGCCUAUCAGCAUAGUGAAGGGCGAGCUUCAUAAGCAAUGUGCUGCGGGGGAUGAGCCUGAUCCCAGAUUCAAUGGCCCAAGCAGCAGUACCAAGCAUGGCCCCACCCACUGGCUCCUGCACAAUGAGACUGACUGUGGCUGGGCCCCCUUCGAUAAGAACAACUACCAGCAGCUACUUGGAGCCCUGGAUUACUCCUUCCUGUGCGCCUAUGCCAUUGGGAUGUACCUGAGUGGCAUAAUAGGGGAACGCCUGCCGAUUAGGUAUUACCUGACUUUUGGGAUGCUGGCCAGUGGCGCCUUCACAGCCCUGUUCGGCUUGGGCUAUUUCUAUAACAUCCACAGCUUGGGAUUCUACGUGGUGACCCAGAUCAUUAAUGGACUGGUACAGACCACAGGCUGGCCCAGCGUCGUCACCUGCCUCAGCAACUGGUUUGGAAAAGGAAGGCGAGGCCUGAUCAUGGGGAUCUGGAACUCCCACACCUCUGUGGGCAACAUUCUGGGAUCCUUGAUUGCCGGCUACUGGGUGUCCACAUGCUGGGGACUGUCAUUUAUUGUGCCCGGGGCCAUCGUGGCAGCCAUGGGGAUAGUGUGCUUUCUCUUUCUCAUUGAACAUCCAAAGGACAUCAAAUGCUCCUCCACCCUGCCCACGCACUCCAAAAUCUCAGAGAAUGGCAUAAACAGAUUUAGAUUGCAGAAGCAAACCACACAUACCGAAAAGAAUGGACCUCUGGACCCAGAACUGCAGUGUUUACUGCUGUCAGACGGGAAGAGCUCCCUCCACCCGAGCCACAUCGUUGUCCUCCCUGGUGACAGCAGUGGCAGCAUGGUAGCCAUCAGCUUCACAGGAGCCCUGAGGAUCCCAGGCGUGAUUGAGUUCUCUCUGUGCUUGCUGUUUGCCAAACUGGUCAGCUACACAUUCCUGUUCUGGCUCCCGCUGUACAUCACCAACAUAGACCACCUGGAUGCCAAGCAAGCUGGCGAGCUGUCCACACUGUUUGACGUGGGCGGGAUCUUUGGUGGGAUCCUAGCAGGCGUGAUCUCUGACCGCCUGGAGAAACGAGCUUCCACCUGUGGUCUGAUGCUGUUGCUGGCGGCACCCACGCUCUAUGUCUUCUCCUCCGUUAGCAAGAUGGGACUGGAAGCCACCAUAGCCAUGCUGCUCCUCAGUGGGGCCCUAGUCAGUGGGCCCUAUGCACUGAUCACCACCGCCGUCUCUGCAGACCUGGGGACUCACAAAAGUCUGAAAGGGAACUCUCACGCCCUGUCCACCGUGACCGCCAUCAUUGACGGCACUGGAUCUGUAGGAGCUGCCUUGGGUCCCCUGCUGGCAGGGCUCAUCUCCCCUUCCGGAUGGAGCAACGUGUUCUACAUGCUGAUGUUUGCAGACGCCUGUGCCUUACUGUUCCUGAUCCGCCUCAUACACAAGGAACUGAGCUGUCCAGGACCAGCUGCAGGGAUCCAGGCUCCGCUGAAGGAACACUGACCAUGAGUCCUCUGGAGUGCUGGGACCCAUCUUUGGAAAAGCUAAAGUGAAGGAAGGACCUGUCAUAAAAAGGGAGCCUCCUUGUCUUUGCAUAUGCAUCUGGGAGCGACUCACAAGCCACCCUGAGACUUGCUGGAUAGACAGACAUGGAGCUCAGAAUGACAGUGGGGAGUCUGCCUGGCUGUGUCCCACUGCCUUAAUGGGCCGAGGCCCAAUGGCCCAGCCAGUCCCAGCCUGGCAGGUGCACAAUGCCCGCUAGCCACUGAACUUUUUAGACUGUACAGUGACAGGCAGGACUGGCCUACAGCACCCAGGCAGCCCACCCGUCUCAGGUAUCUGGUGCAAAAUGUUAUAUAGCCUGUGAGGCUGGGCCAUCCCGCUGUCCUGUUUCCUGAAUGUGCAUGAUGAAAGGACAGGACAUGUCACAAAUGUCCCAGCAUCUAGUCAACAGCCUCAGAAUGGCUCGAGAAAGCCAGAUCACAGACAGAAACAGAGGUGGAGUCCACACCCAGCAGUCACGAAGACCCAUGCUCAGAACCAGCCAGGAAACCGGCCAUGUCAGAUGUGAAUGACUGUGAAGCAAUAAGCCCCAAUAAGAUAGGAACACUGGGAAGGCCAGUCCCAAAACAUGUGCUGCGGUCCUCUGCAGGACUGAGAGAGCACAGAAGCUGGGAAGGGCGCUUCAUUGGGUUCCAGGAGCAAUGGGUCCUACCCAGCCAUUCCUCUUACCCCAUGCCCGGGCUGUUUCUAGACCCAUAGGGAUUAUUUAUUUUAAAUGUAUAAUGUAUUAUAUAGAUUUUAAGAGAUAUAAAUGGGAUUUUGUUAUUUAUUUAAGACAAACUAUGAUUGUUCUGUGGUCAUUUGUUGUUUUGGUUGUAUAUAUCUCCUCUUUGAAAUAAAUGAG
Messenger RNA from Phodopus roborovskii (desert hamster), 3159 nucleotides. It is a transcript of the gene Slc37a1, whose product is annotated as solute carrier family 37 member 1. The coding region runs from base 654 to 2255 and encodes 533 amino acids. Lineage: Eukaryota; Metazoa; Chordata; Mammalia; Rodentia; Cricetidae. The record is from RefSeq and is a predicted model, not a curated record. Gene Ontology annotation, biological process: glucose-6-phosphate transport; phosphate ion transmembrane transport. Gene Ontology annotation, molecular function: glucose 6-phosphate:phosphate antiporter activity. The transcript is spliced from 20 exons. Gene Ontology annotation, cellular component: endoplasmic reticulum membrane.